This is a messenger RNA of Mycetomoellerius zeteki, 1769 nucleotides long. It is a transcript of the gene NaPi-III, whose product is annotated as Na[+]-dependent inorganic phosphate cotransporter type III. NCBI's taxonomy places the organism in Eukaryota, Metazoa, Arthropoda, Insecta, Hymenoptera, Formicidae. Gene Ontology annotation, biological process: phosphate ion transmembrane transport. The coding region runs from base 111 to 1619 and encodes 502 amino acids. The transcript has 5 exons. The record is from RefSeq and is a predicted model, not a curated record. Gene Ontology annotation, cellular component: membrane. Gene Ontology annotation, molecular function: phosphate transmembrane transporter activity.
CAAUUUUUUGAUGGAUACGCACGUGUAGUAGGAGGAUAAUUGCAUAUACACGCAACAAACACACGCAUUGAAAGCUCAAGCAGAAUAGAUUUAAGUUAAAAGCGAGAACGAUGAGUAUACCAUACGAUGAGAGCUUAAUCUGGAUAGUAGUGGUCGGCUUUAUAGUGGCGUUCGUUUUGGCGUUCGGUAUCGGCGCCAAUGAUGUCGCCAACAGCUUCGGGACGAGCGUCGGCGCCGGAGUGCUUACGAUAUUUCAAGCCUGCGCCCUGGCGACCGUCUUUGAGAUCGCUGGUGCCGUUUUGAUAGGAUACAAGGUCUCCGAUACAAUGCGCAAGGGUAUACUGGAUGUCUCAUUGUACGAAGGCCAUGAAAAGGAAUUGAUGCUAGGAGCGUUAUCCAGUCUAGCCGGGUCUGGUAUCUGGCUACUGCUGGCUACCGCAUUACGACUUCCAAUUUCCGGUACGCAUUCCAUUGUUGGUGCUACAGUUGGAUUUUCGCUCGUAUGCCGGGGUACCGCCGGGGUAAAAUGGAUAGCUCUUGGUAACAUAGCAGCGUCCUGGUUUGCCAGCCCCAUACUUAGCGGGAUCGUGUCCGUCAGUAUCUUUUGGAUAAUAAGAAAAACCGUACUCCAAUCUAACAAACCGUUCGAACAAGGUCUUCAUAUUCUUCCUAUAGCGUACGGUUUGACCGUUGCUGUCAAUAUUAUGUCAAUUGCACUUGACGGACCUAAACUACUAAUGAUGGACAAAAUGCCGUGGUGGAUUAGCUUGAUACUCGCGAUACUGGCAGGCACAUUUGCCGCGGUAAUCGUGUACGUGCACGUGGUACCACGACAGAGAGCGAGAAUACUAUUAGGAUCGAAUGGCAGUGACGAGAAGGCAGCAGCAACGACGGCGACGAACUUUGGCCUCUGCCAAGAGAACAACGAGACGACGGCGUUGUCGGUGAUCUCGGAGGCUCCCUGUGGCAGCAGCAACGGUAACGCUAAGGCCGACCUGGCUCCGAAGUUGCGUGGUAAUAGCAGCGAGAGCCCAUUGCUGAUGGUCGCCCAAGCGGACGUGGAGAACGCGCAGAUGGACGGGAUAGCAGAUGAUGAGGCGCAACCGGAAGUAUCGAGAUUAUUCGCCUUUUUGCAAGUUCUCACUGCGAUGUUUGGCAGCUUCGCACACGGUGGCAACGACGUUAGUAACGCGAUCGGGCCGUUGAUCGCGCUCUGGGCGGUAUAUGCAGAGGGCUCGGCCCGACAGGAGGCCGAAACACCCAUACUCAUACUGUUGUACGGCGGCCUAGGUAUUUCUACGGGAUUGUGGGUUUGGGGACGCAGAGUGAUACAGACGCUGGGCCAGGAUCUGGCACGCAUCACUCCCACGACUGGGUUCACUAUAGAGGUGGGUGCCGCGGUGACAGUUCUGUUAGCAAGUAAAAUUGGUCUACCUGUGUCAACGACGCACUGUAAAGUGGGGUCAGUGGUGUGCGUAGGAUGGGCCUCGCGUGGCGGCGAGGGAGUGUCGUGGAAGCUGUUUCGCAAUAUCGCGUUCGCAUGGCUGAUCACCGUGCCGAUGGCCGGAUGUCUGUCUGCCGGUUGCAUGGCCAUUUUUCGCGAGAUAAUUAGUUUGUGAUCUUUUGCAAUUGCAAACGACUUAAGCGCUUUAGACGCAGAAUACCAUCCAAAUACUGCUGUUGUCAAUAAGUUCUGAACAAAUAAAUGGUCAAACAAAGAAAUUUUCACCCGCUUCGUUGCUCACUUUCUCUCAAAGUUUAAGUUUUAA